Messenger RNA from Diceros bicornis minor, 1513 nucleotides. RefSeq names its product retinol dehydrogenase 14 (gene RDH14). The record is from RefSeq and is a predicted model, not a curated record. The coding region runs from base 61 to 1071 and encodes 336 amino acids. Lineage: Eukaryota; Metazoa; Chordata; Mammalia; Perissodactyla; Rhinocerotidae. The transcript is spliced from 2 exons.
CGCGGGCGGGGACUCCGGAAGUCCCGCGCAGCGACCGGUGGGCCCUCGGCCCGGGCGGCUAUGGCCGUGGCUACAGUGGCAGCACUACUGGCCGCACUGGGUGGGGCCUUGUGGCUGGCGGCCCGGCGGUUCGUGGGGCCCAGCGCCCAGCGGCUGCAGGCAGGCGGGGACUCUGGCCUCAUGCACGGGAAGACAGUGCUGAUCACGGGGGCGAACAGCGGCCUGGGCCGCGCUACGGCCGCCGAGCUGCUGCGCUUGGGGGCGCGGGUGAUCAUGGGCUGCCGGGACCGUGCGCGCGCCGAGGAGGCGGCGGGCCAGCUCCGCCGCGAGCUCCGCCAGGCCGGGGGCCCCGGGCCAGGCCCCGACGCCGGCGGGGCGGGCGAGCUCGUCGUCAAGGAGUUGGACCUCGCCUCGCUGCGCUCGGUGCGCGCCUUCUGUCAGGAGAUGCUCCAGGAAGAGCCCAGACUGGACGUCUUGAUCAAUAACGCAGGGAUCUUUCAGUGCCCUUAUAUGAAGACCGAAGACGGGUUUGAGAUGCAGUUUGGAGUGAACCAUCUGGGACAUUUCCUACUCACCAGUCUACUCCUCGGACUCCUCAAAAGUUCAGCUCCCAGCAGGAUUGUGGUAGUUUCUUCCAAACUUUAUAAAUAUGGAGACAUCAACUUUGAAGACUUGAACAGUGAACAAAGCUAUAAUAAAAGCUUUUGUUAUAGUCGGAGCAAACUGGCUAACAUUCUUUUUACCAGAGAAUUAGCCCGCCGCUUAGAAGGCACAAACGUUACUGUCAAUGUGUUACACCCUGGUGUUGUGCGGACUAAUCUGGGGAGGCACAUACACAUUCCACUGUUGGUCAAACCACUUUUCAAUUUGGUGUCGUGGGCUUUUUUCAAAACUCCAGCAGAAGGUGCCCAGACUUCAAUUUAUUUAGCCUCUUCACCUGAAGUAGAAGGUGUAUCAGGAAAGUACUUCGGGGAUUGUAAAGAGGAAGAACUAUUGCCCAAAGCUAUGGAUGAGUCUCUUGCAAGAAAACUCUGGGAUAUCAGUGAAGUAAUGGUUGGCAUAUUAAAAUAGAAACAGACUGAAAGAGAGCUAUUUAUAAAACUGGAUAUCAGUUAUAUCUGUGAUCAGGAAUGGUGUGGCUUGAGCACUUCCCACUUGAAAACAAUUUUGGUUUUACAGUACUACUGCUUAGAGGUAACAUGGAUAUUUUCAAGGUACUAAAAUGUUAUAUUUUGGACAACAUAAAACUUGAAAAAAAAUGUUUUAAAUAUAUAAAGCAUAAUGAAUACUGAAAUAAGUAUAAUGAACAAUACAAUUAUAUUUUAAAAAUUACAAUUGAAUAAGCAUGGAUUACAAAUAUUAAAGAAUUCAGUGACUUAAAAUAGCCGAGAAGUUUUUCAAGUAUCUUUUGAGUUUCAUGGCCAAAGUGUUAAAUAUUAUUACAAUGCUAGGUUUUGUGUGGAAAUGAUAUGCCUGGUGUGUGCACAAUUCUUACUUGGAAUAAAUUUACUGG